This is a messenger RNA of Diospyros lotus (date-plum), 765 nucleotides long. RefSeq lists its product as uncharacterized. Lineage: Eukaryota; Viridiplantae; Streptophyta; Magnoliopsida; Ericales; Ebenaceae. The record is from RefSeq and is a predicted model, not a curated record. The transcript is spliced from 2 exons. The coding region runs from base 1 to 765 and encodes 254 amino acids.
AUGGACUAUCACCCUUCUCGAGCUCCAGAUCGCCUAGGUUUUGGGGGUGCACGGGGAAGCCCGGUGAGUUACACUCCCCUCAAUGCUAGUCGAGCAGAGAUUCUCCUGGCGUUGGAGGAUAAGAAUUAUUUGCAACGUCCUCCCCCGUUGAAGUCUCCACCUAACACUCGAGACAAAAAGAAGUAUUGUUACUUCCAUCGCAACCAUGACCAUGAGACAGAGGAUUGCAUCCAAUUGAAAGAAGAGAUACAUGAGCUUAUCAACCGGGGUUACCUCCAGGAUUUCGUUGGUCGUGGAGGAACAGUUCCAGGGCCUCACUCAACUGCUUCCAAGAGCGUGGUAAAGGAGAAUGUGGUCAUCACAUUCUCCGAAGAGGAUCUUCGAAGCUACCCCAACUAUUCAGAUCCGUUGGUGAUCAUUGCUCAGGUAGGAGAGUGGGAGAUGAGGCGAAUCCUUGUGGACCCAGGUAGCUCUUCGGAGAUUCUCUACAAGAGGGCAUUCCUAGGGAUGGGGUUCAUUCUCGAUCAGCUGAGGCCGGUCCGUGUCCCCUUGGUGGGUUUUGAUGGAGUGGUGAUUCAUUCCAAGGGGUUGAUCUGGCUGCCUCUGACGGUCGGUAGUGGCUCUCAUAAAUCCCAGGUGACGUUGGAUUUCUUGGUUGCUGAUGUACCCUCGACGUACAAUAUGAUCCUUGGUAGGUCUGGGCUUAGUGCUCUGAGGGCGGUACAGAGCAAGUAUCACGUGGUGUUGAAAUUCCCUACUCUAUGA